AUGCACCCAAAUGAUGGCCGUGUAGUAAGUAACUUCAUCAUUCAGGCGCUCACCAAGUCACCCAUUACCAUAUAUGGCGAUGGGGAGCACACCCGGUCGUUCCAAUACGUGGAGGACCUCGUGGACGGUCUCAUCGCUCUCAUGAACAGUGACUACGACCAACCCGUCAAUCUGGGCAAUCCAGACGAGUACUCCAUCAAACACUUUGCAGAGACCAUUGUGGAGAUUGUGGGCAACAAAGUCCCAAUCACUCACCUGGCUGCACCGGUGGACGACCCACAGCGCAGGAAACCAGACAUCGGGGUGGCGAGAAGG
This is a messenger RNA of Sphaeroforma arctica JP610, 315 nucleotides long. RefSeq lists its product as hypothetical. Gene Ontology annotation, cellular component: cytoplasm. The transcript has 2 exons. The annotation marks the transcript as partial. Gene Ontology annotation, molecular function: UDP-glucuronate decarboxylase activity; NAD+ binding. Lineage: Eukaryota; Ichthyosporea; Ichthyophonida. The record is from RefSeq and is a predicted model, not a curated record. Gene Ontology annotation, biological process: D-xylose metabolic process.